Messenger RNA from Linepithema humile (Argentine ant), 7111 nucleotides. RefSeq names its product N-acetyltransferase 1 (gene NAT1). The record is from RefSeq and is a predicted model, not a curated record. Gene Ontology annotation, cellular component: eukaryotic translation initiation factor 4F complex. NCBI's taxonomy places the organism in Eukaryota, Metazoa, Arthropoda, Insecta, Hymenoptera, Formicidae. Gene Ontology annotation, molecular function: mRNA binding; protein binding; translation initiation factor activity.
GUUCACAAAGUUACCUUGGCAGUAACGAAAAAUAAAAAAAUAAAAAAAAGUAAGAAAACGCAUUGAACGCGUUACUUAUUAACAAGCCGCACAAAUCGCCCUUGUGUUGCGUUGCUACUUGUGACACUGACGUUAGAAAAAUUCGAUGCCUUCCAGGGACGAUAUACGCUCCCUAUCCACUGAGCAACGCUGGAUCCCUCCUUCAACUGUUAGACGCGAUGCACUCACCCCAGAAAGCCGAAAUGAUCUCAUCUUUAGAAAGGUGCGGGGUAUUCUUAACAAGCUCACACCGGAAAAGUUCGCAAAGCUGAGCAACGACCUGCUCAACGUUGAGCUUAAUUCUCAUGUGAUUCUCAAGGGUGUUAUUUUCUUGAUCUUCGAAAAAGCACUUGAUGAACCCAAGUACAGUUCUAUGUACGCACGGCUGUGCAAACAGCUGUCUGACGAAGCCGGAAACUUUGAACCCCGUAAACCGAUCGAUGAAAGUCAAAAAGGCCAGAGUACAUUCAAAGUUCUUUUACUUAACAAGUGCAAAGACGAGUUCGAAAAUCGUUCAAAAGCAAGCGAGGCAUUCGAAAAUCAGGAUGAGCUCGGUCCGGAGGAAGAAGAGCGCCGGCAGGUGGCCAAGCGCAAGAUGCUUGGUAACAUCAAAUUCAUCGGAGAGCUCGGCAAACUGGGCAUCGUGUCGGAGACGAUUUUACAUCGUUGCAUCCAGCAGUUGUUGGAGAAGAAAAGGCGAGGGAGAUCCCGGGGGGACGCGGCGGAGGAUAUCGAGUGCCUCUGCCAGAUUAUGCGUACCUGCGGCCGUAUCCUUGACUCGGAUAAGGGCCGCGGACUCAUGGAUCAAUAUUUCAAACGUAUGAACUCUCUGGCGGAGAGUAGGGAUCUUCCUCUACGCAUCAAAUUCAUGCUGCGUGAUGUGAUUGAAUUACGCCGUGACGAUUGGAAACCGCGCAAGGCCACCAGCACCGAAGGCCCGAUGCCGAUUAAUCAGAUUCGCAAUGACAACGAGGAGCCAUCGCGGGGGAAUGGUUUCCACAGAGGACGGGACGAUCGCCUCGGUCCCUCGGAGUUUUUACGAAAGAUGGGACGAGGCGGAUUAGACGUGGAUAUGAUGGGAAGUAUUCCAUUGACUUCCCCCUCAUUCGGUAUGCCACCACCACCAUUCAGUCCGAAUGGAUUCGCAGGGACUCCUGGGGUUGGUUAUGGCCGUCAUAACCAACGUAAUCAGCCGGGAGGAGGCUACUAUCAAAACCAGAAUCGUCAUCAGAACAAUUACGAAGGAAAACGCAACCAACCGCAACACAAUUUACCGCAGAACUUCAACAAUAAUAGCAAUAAAGAGCAACUGCGAUUCAAUAAGAAUAAAAUGCUGAUCGGAGGACAUCCGGAAGAAGUGUCUCUCAGACCCUCAGCCAAUUCAAUGAUGUUCAAACAAACCAACAUCAACUUGAACUUACCUCUCAACAAUGAUUUGUUCCCAGGACGAGGCUCAGACUUGCCUCUCUUGCGUACUACCGCUCUGAAGCCGAGCUCGCCGCUACUGCACAAAGAGACGCCGCCUGCCAUCGUGAUUAAGCAAGGUCCCGUGGACAAACGGGAGAAGGCUCGGGACAGAAAGGACAAGGGACCCACACGGGAGGAAGUGUUGAAGAAAGUGAACGCCUUAAUGGACGACCUCGCGUCUCACACGAAUGUGCAGGAUGCUCUGACAGCAUUCAAAGAUCUUAAAAUACCCGAGCGAUUCUUACGUCACGCGAUCUGCACGCUGUAUUCGAACACGCUCGAUCGCGGAGAUUCCGAGCGCGAGCUCGCCGCCAAGCUCGUGACCGACCUGAAGAAGGAGAACCUGCUCACUCUGCAGCAAGUGAACGAGGGAUGGAAGGAGUUGGUGGCCAGUAUAUCGGAGAAAGAGAGUACCGUGCCUUUGGUAGCGUCCCACGUUGCCUUCUUGACAGCUAAGGCCAUAGUGGACAAUCUGAUCCAGUUGACGGAUCUCGCCUCGGAAACGGAAAAUGGCCGUCAUCAUCCGCUGUUCCUGCUCACUCUGCAGCAGCUCCACAAGACCCAGGGCAAGGCAAGACUCACGCAGAUCUUCAACGACAGCAAAGUCGAUCUUAUCAGUCAACUGCCAGAAGCGGAGAAGACAAAGGAGCGUUUGGGUGAAAUUUUGGAAGAUCGGGAAUUGACUUUCCUUUAUCCUCUCCUUAGAAUCCAGGGAGACAUGUGGCGUCAAUUGGAAGCCGAUCCGUCGCCUAACGCUCUUUUCAAGUGGAUUAGGGAGAAGCUGGAUCACAAACACCAUUCUGAUCCCGCAUUCAUUAAUGCUAUGAUGAACGUGCUCUUCAAGUACAUCACUGGGGAGACAACAUUAGCGCCCGGCGUUGAUCCAACCGUAAACCCAGACAAACAACUGCAGGAAAAGGAAAGUGCGUUACUGCAGAAAUAUGCAGGAGUAAUUCACAAUUUCCUGACUACCAUCGACUCGCAAGUUACGGCUCUUCAUGCGCUUCAAGUGUUCUGCUUCUCGCACAAUUUUCCAAAAGGGCUGCUGCUGCGAUGGUUCAUAGCACUUUAUAACCUUGAAGUCAUCGAGGAGGAAGCCUACCACAAGUGGAGAGACACCGUUACUGAUGCUUACCCAGGCAAGGGCAAGGCAUUAUUCCAGGUAAAUUCAUGGUUAACAUGGCUUGCCGAAGCAUCAGAAGAAGAGGAGGAAGACGACGAGGAUGAGAAGAAUUAAUCGCAAGAGCCUCGAGAGCAUUAUUCAGACUACCUAUGGUUUGGAAUAGGGUUUUACUAUCUAUAUCGCUGAACCACAGGAGGUUUCAGUUUUACUAAUUGAGUUAUCUCCAUCCAGAGUUGCAAACAUCUUGUUAGUCUGUCUCAAGCUCUCUCGCGUGAAGAAAAGGACUUUAAAAUCAUGUCUGAAGGGAAUGCGAAUAGUUUGUAGCUGUUGAGUGGUAAACGACAGACAUUUCAAGCAAGAAGUUUUAGAAUUUUUUUAGAUAAUUAAAUAUCGGUAUAAUUUAUAAAAUAAUAUUGGGCCAGCUUGAUAUAUAUCAAGUACUACGCCGCGUUGUAUUAUUUGGCGCGGAAAUUGAAAGGAAAAAAAAAGCAAAUUAAUCUGGUCAUUUUGUGUUGUCCGAGUUUUUGUCUAGUAUUGUGCAUGUGUCACGUUUUGUAAGUCAAUUUUUGUCCGCGGCAAUAAGUGGAAUCGUUUGUUAUCUCUGUGUACCAAGCAUUACAAUUUAUUAUGAAGAAUUAUUAUUACUAUGAUUAUUACUGAUUAUUAAUAUUAUUAUUAUUAUUAAUUAUACAUAUUUGAUUUACCCAAUAAUCGAAAUAUAUCUACAUCUUUCUAAAGAAAAAAAAGAAAAAAAAAAUUGAAAUUAAUCAGACACAAAGAGCCGACUCAGUAGUGUAAAAUGUAUAAACCUUGAAUGAAGCGCUUUCUGUUGGAAACACGGGAAUGAAAUUGCUUUAGAACGCAAUUUAGAUACAAAUACGAAUGCGUUAUAUACAUACGAGUAUAUUGAUCAACUAGAAAAGAAAGGGAAGAAAACACCGUGUAUCUACUUGCUGCGCCAUUCGAUCAACUAAGUACUAAUUACAGUUACAAUAACAACCAGCAACCAACAUCACAUCCAUUUAAAGUAAUAAUUAGCGAACACUAGUGACACGACUAAACUCAUAUUUAAAAAACAAAAUAAAAUAUGCCUUGGUGUAAUUUAUUACAGAUGGCCCCCUGGUUGUUGCGUUGAUGAUCAACUACCACCACCUCACCUUACAUUUCCUGCCUCUUAUAUAUAUAUAUGCUACGCUUUACUUUCCUCGAUGUCUCGCUCGAUAUCAUACCGAGCGCAGGAGAUCAGUACGCGCGAGUUGUUGUAUUGUCGAGAAGAAGGUCGCGCGUACUGAUCGAGAUGAGCGGAAGGAGAAAGAGAGAGAGAGAGAGAGAGAGAGAUACCGAGAGAGCGAGCAGCUGUAUUUCCCGUUAACGUCGUCGAGUAUGAUUAUGAUAGUUGAUAACCUUCAGACCGGCUCGUGACGCCAAAUAAUUAAACCUGAAGUGCAAUAAUGAAAAAGUAUUGCGUCAACUUUCGCCAUCAUUUUCUUUCGUUCGAAAUCGACACUUCCAUUACAUUCUCCUGUACAUUUAGCAUGUUUUUCUUUUUUCUUUUUCUUGUAGUAAUUGACUAGUAUCCUUAAUCAAACUUGUCAGUGUCGAAUGUAUGUAAAGAAUGGAAUACUUAACGAUGCCGAGAGAGAAUUUGGAUACAGAUUUUGUUGUUCGUGUAAACGUUUGUCAUUUUAUAGAAUAUUGUACAUAGAUAUCCCUGUUGUUCCACGGUUUCUACGUAAUUUUACCGCCGGACUGAAGUGUUCUUUUCUUUCUUCAAGCAGCAUCUUUUCUUUUUUCCUUUUUAAUGAAAUCAAUGUAGGUGGUAUACAAUCAGAGCGUCGUCAGUUAAGACCCGUAUAUCGUUACUCACCGUUAAGUCUUCAUUGAAUACCAUACUUUCACCCGUGGUACACAUUGUUCAUGAACCAGUUUGACCAGCACUUGAGAAUACAUACACGUUUUGAAUGCUAAAACGAAAAGGUUCUCCCCAGCAAGCCCGAAGCGGCAUAAUAAGUAGAUGAUCGUAAUAUGUGUUAACGCACGUUUGAGAAAUUGGCGAUAGAAUGAUAUGUACCAGCGUGUAUACGUAAAUAAUACGUCUUCGUUUCUUUUGUAGUAGCUUCAGGGCAAGCAUCGGCCCCUUGAGACCAUCGUCUCAUUGCGAAGGUUUUACACUGAUCCGUAAUCGGUCGGCCGGUAUAUCCCUUUGCACGUGAGAGAAUAAAGUGAAUAUUUAUAACGGCAUUAUUAUAUUGUAAUACGUUAGUGGACAUUCUCGUAUUGUAUUUAUAUGUUCCCCGUCGAUCGACAUUCGCGCGAGAGCGCCAGGUAUAUCCAUCAAUUCAUUAACGUAUAAACGCAGACGAUUAUUCCGAUUACGUUCGCGCGAUGUCAUGAGAGAGUAACGAUGUGUACUUGAAUAACUUUGUUAAUUUAUUUUCUCACGUACGAUACGUACAUAUCUUUAAUUGAACAUACACACACACACACACACAAACAAACACACCACACAUACGCAUACCAAUUGAUCCAUGUAUAAUGUCUUCAGUAUUAUUUCACGUAUAAUGAAAGGAAAAAAAAAAAAACUACGUUAUGUAGAAUCUUAGUUUCUCUUAGAUACUAAAACUGAUAAGACCAUCUUUUAUCUCUGUCAAUAAAAAUUGUUCCUAGGACCAUUCAUUUUCUUUAUGUCUGCGCUAAAUAAUUGCCAUUCCUCUUGCACGUUUCUGCGAACGCAAAUGGAAUUGCAACAGUAGUGAUCCGCUUGCGAACCGAUAACUUAUCUGCGGCAAAGUGAAUUAUUUUACGUAUCUUAUCGCGCAGCAUUCGCACUACCUGACGAUCGUAUUGCAUGAUAUCAAAUAAUUAAUCAGUAAAUAUUGAGAAAACACGAUUUCGUUAUAUAAUUUCCACGAGAGAAUAUUCAAGAUAAUACUUACCGUACGACUUGCAAAACGCAUCAACGCUUUGCAAAAAUUGAAAUCCUUAACUGCGUAAUUAUGUAUAUUGCAUAAAUAUAAUUAGCAGCCUUUGUCAAUGAAGUACAAGUAUCACGAUUCGAAUGGACAAAGUUCACAUUUUAUUUUCACUUUUGAAGAAAUCAAAAUAGAAACAUCGUGAGAAACGCAGCUAAUAUCUCGCGUGUUCGCAUCAGAAUGUCCAUAAUUUUUUGUUUUUGCCUUUUUUUGCUUUUCUUUGUUGGACUGAUACGUGAAUGAACGCAGAACAUUUACGCUACAUCGUGUUACUGGUAACUAUUAUAAAAUAUAAUCGCAAAAAAGUCGCAGCAGAAUAUGUGUAUUCUGGUGGUGUGUAGUAAGCAGCGCGUGUGUAUACCGUUUGGUUUUCCGGCUGAAUGGCAGUGAUAAAAAUGGAUAUCAAAUUCAUUCGGCAUGCAUUCGGCUAUUCUCUACUGUACUUGUAUGUUGCGUCAUGUGCAGCAGAGUGCCCCGGAAUAAGCGGAUUAAAUUCCAACAACAGGAUUAUCCGGAGCCAACUUGAGGCCAAUCUUCUUUCAACGAAAAUAACGACGUGGCACAAUUUUUGCACAAUCAACGAAUGAAAAUAACAAUCUUUUCGCGGAUCAAUUUCAAUUUUAAUUAUAUAAUUUUCUCAGCAUUCUUCGAUUAAUUUUGGAUAGUCCAAUUUUAACUUGAGGCUUUUCCUCGCACAACUUUCUCCACAAUACUUUCUUCAUUUCGAUUCUGAAGUAUCUGUUAUUAGAAUUUGAGCCGCUCGAUUUUGGACCAGGCACUUCAUGAUUCCAGGUGAAACUCUGGUUAAGUGAGUACUGAUACGGUGUUCCUUUUUUUUGUCCAAAUGAAAUUUUUAUUAAACACGAUUUUUCUGUAACAUCGAGGACGAAUUAUAACAUAAAUAAUCAUAAUCGAUCAGUAUCACUUUUUCGCGCUCAACAGUGAGUCUAUUAGUAACACUGGAAGAUAAUAGAGUUGUGGGGGUUGUUGGGGAGGCGAGGGCGGGGAGGGGGCGGCGGCAGCGGCGUUGAUAGCGGUUUCUCUGCUUCCUCUGCCAUUUAGCUUUCUCUCUCUCUCUCUCUCAUUCUCUCAUUCUCAUUCACUCUCUCUCUCUCUCUCUCUCUCUCUCUCUCUCUCUUACACGUCAUAUAUAUUUGAACAAUUACCGUUCACUCAGCUACACGAGGUUUUGGUAUACAACAAUACCUUACCUAAUCUAGCCUAAAUUGUAAUUAUCAUAGCGUGAAGCAUUGUGGUGGUAUUGUAUAUAUACAUCACACGCGCGCAAACAACUAUAAUUGAAUCCUGGAUUCGCAUUUUUGUCUCAGUAAUUUGGUUUCAGUGUUACAUUAUUAAAAUAUCGUAGACAGGAGAAAAACAGGGAUACUGGGAGAAAAGAUACUAAAGGCGAUUAUAUCUUUGCGUUCAAUGUGCCUGCAUUUUUCUUUCCUCAAGCGUAAAGUGACGAUGAAGAUCGCUCCCGUUACAAAGAACCAAGAAAAAAAAAAAA